GGCAAGGCUCUGAAGCAUUGAGCAACAGGAGCCGCGCAUGAAAGCAAUACCUUUCACAGCGUUUUUUAAUACACACAUGUUGUGUAUCUAGAACAUCCCCACCUGCCGCCACCACCAACCGAACUCACAAUGCCCUCCAUCCGUCUUUCCCUCUUUAUCCUGGGUUUGGUUGUGGCUUGUGUCUCAGGUGAAAAAUCAAAUACCACUUCAAACCCCACAAAUUCAAACUCCAAAAUUUCAAACUCCGAAACUUCAAACUCCGAAACUUCAAAUGUAAAUGGCUCCACUACCGCCACUCAAACAUCCCUCAACGCCAUCACCACCACCGGAACCACCACCAAUGCCACCGAUGCCUCAAGCUACACACCGAGCAGCAGCGCCAUCUCGCCCUCGACAGCAACGCAGACCGGAUUCUCCAGUUCAAGUGGGGGAAGUGUCAAAACAACAAGCGCACCUAGAACCACGGACAAAAUGACAACAACUACCACCAAAGUACACAAAAAGGAGACAACCACCACUGCUAAGCCAGCUGAGACGGCGUCAGUGGACACCACCGGCAUUAUCAUCCUAGUUGUGAUCGGCGUCGUAAUCCUUGGAUUUGGAGUUUGCUGCUACUUACAGCGGAAUAGAAGAAGGCGGUACUCUGUGGACUUCACCUCCAGACCGGAUGAAGCCAACAUCCCUCUCAGCACCAUGGAGCCCGAGUUACAGGUCGAUGCCGCGCCUCAGAACGGACUGCAAACCUUUGAAAGGGAAGAAGCUAAGACAGAGAUGCGAGAACCAGAGGCCAAGCCUGAAGCAAAGGAGGAGCAGAAAGGUGAGGCUGAGGAAUCUCACGUUGGUCCCGGGGCUGAGUCUGCUGCCCCGGCGGCGACCCCAGAGAGCCCCGCGGACGAACCCAAAGCGGCCGCCGUUGAGCAGAGUCCCCCCGCGCCCGUGGAGCCAAGUGUGGACGAGAAAACCGACGAAGAAGGCGACGUCUCCAACAAGACCUCUGUGGAGUCGCUGAAAGAGACCAACGAGAACAACAGCAAUAAUGCCGACUUCAAUGCGACUGGAGAUGUGAUCAGCAUCAACUUCUGGGACGUUCCUCUCAAUAGUCCGCUGUGAGACAUUUCACCUAUCUGUGCUGUUCUUCAGGAACUUGAUUGAAGGAGUGACCACGACGGAGAAGGGCACGUCUGCUCGUACCGUGUGAGAUAUUUAGCGGGCUGUUUUCUCCUUGUUAGAAACAAAUUUACUGCAGCAGAGCAGCUUUUUCCCAGUUAAACGUUAGCUGAACUCUGAGUUUUAAGCAUUUUAGUGAUUUAACGGUGACUAUUUAGUUGGUCUAUAUACUAAAUGUGAUUACGUUUGGUACUGCAGAACAGUAAUACACGUUGAAUUUCAUCUCCCAAGCCAUUCAGCUUUUAUAAACUUAUAUAAACAUAUUAUACGUGGUUUCUAACACACUGAGAUGUAGUUUUAAGCAGCCAUAAUUUACUCUUUUUGUGGAAAUAUAUUAAUAGAGUAAAAUACAUUUGUAUUAAUAUACUUUACAUUAAUCAAACCUAACUGAUAUUCUUUCAUCACAUAACGAUAAACACAUUUGUAAAUAAUGAUGUAUAAAUAAGCAAGACGUUAUAAGAUUGUCAGAUUUAAAUCAGUGUUCUUUCUUAAAUUUAUGAUGUAAUGGUAUUUUGUAACUCAUGCAUUUUGAUUUUUUCAUGUGUUUCCCAUUCAGUAGUGUGAAGGUUUAUGCUAAAAAUUGCAAUGAAUGAUGAAAAGUAUUGUAAUUUGUCUUGAAUGUUUUUUGCAAUGAAUUUCCUUUACAGUUCAUAGGCGCCAUCUUGGCUAAUCUUAACCGACCACAUUACGUAAUGAAAAAAGUGACACAAACCAGCAGGUUGUUAACUGUAAAACAAAAUGAACAAACUAAAGAUGGGUCAAUGUUUCUUUUUACCAGAAAUCAUUUUGCUUAUAAAAUAAAAUAACUUGAUCAACAUUAUAUUCAUCAUGUAACCUUCAAUCCACAAUUGUUAUUCACAUUUCUGAUUAACAUCAAUAAACUGUAUACUCGCACAUCUUUGGCCUCUAAAAAUAAUCACCAUACAGUUUUUUCUGCUCACUUUCACCAGCUGUUCUUUUAGAUAUAAAAAUUGUAUCUGGUAGUAGACGUGUACAGUCAUUAUUGCUAAAUAAACCUUCAACAGAUGGAGGUUGAAUCUUAUUUUUGUUUUGUUUUAUGCAUUUUAUUUUUUGCUUUAUUUACUGUGUUUCAGAAAAAUGAUCUUACAAUACAGCACAAUUAUUUGGUGUGUGUCCAAUUAAAUAUGGAUCUAGA
Messenger RNA from Gasterosteus aculeatus aculeatus (three-spined stickleback), 2323 nucleotides. The record is from RefSeq and is a predicted model, not a curated record. NCBI's taxonomy places the organism in Eukaryota, Metazoa, Chordata, Actinopteri, Perciformes, Gasterosteidae.